AGAUCCCAUGUGACUCAAAAGUAAGGAAAGAUUAUAAGUUAGCAGUUGCGUAAAGAAGGACUGGGGCAGAUGAGGAUUCAGGAAACUGGAGGUUUAAGAUAUUGAGAGGGAAAGGUGGAAAUGAAGGAGAGUGAAGUGAUGGAAUGAUCCUAGUAAAGUGAUAAUGGGAGUGGAGGAAGAGAAGAGGGGGUGGAAAACUAGAUACAUGGCUACCAAAUUAAGGAGGCAUCCUCAUCCAGAGGAAUCGGCAUUCUUCCUCACUUUGUCUUUUUCUAGAAAGCACUCCUGACGCCCAAUUUCCAUUGGAAGAAAAGAUGUACCCAUAUUGUAUGUUGUGAGAAGGGGUUGUCUCAGCUUGGGGAAGUAAGGAGACUGAUAGGAAGGAAGUAGGAAAGAAAAAGUACAGAAGGAAAAGAGCAUGGAAAGGAAAGGGUCAGGAAUGAGGCCAAAGAGAUUUCUUUAAAGGUCAGAGAAGGCAGGUGGAGGGGGGAGCUGGACAGCUGGGAGAUAGUGAGGGACAAAGGGCAAAGGAAACCAGACCAGAGGACUGGAGAGUGAGAUGAGGUGAGAUGGAGUCCUGGAGAGAAAAAGAAGAGAGGUGAACUUAAUGCUUGUCAUAUGGUGGCCAGAAUGGAGUUGUGGCCAGGGACAUGGAUGCUGCUACUGCUGCUCUUCCUGCUGCUGCUCUUCCUGCUGCCCACCCUGUGGUUCUGCAGCCCCAGUGCCAAGUACUUCUUCAAGAUGGCCUUCUACAAUGGCUGGAUCCUCUUCCUGGCUGUGCUCGCCAUCCCUGUGUGUGCCGUGCGAGGACGCAAUGUUGAGAACAUGAAGAUCUUGCGUCUAAUGCUGCUCCACAUCAAAUACCUGUACGGGAUCCGAGUGGAGGUGCGAGGGGCUCACCACUUCCCUCCCUCACAGCCCUAUGUUGUUGUCUCCAACCACCAGAGCUCCCUCGAUCUGCUUGGGAUGAUGGAAGUGCUGCCAGGCCGCUGUGUGCCCAUUGCCAAGCGUGAGCUACUGUGGGCUGGCUCUGCCGGGCUGGCCUGCUGGCUGGCAGGAGUCAUCUUCAUCGACCGGAAGCGCACGGGGGAUGCCAUCAGUGUCAUGUCUGAGGUCGCCCAGACCCUGCUCACCCAGGACGUGAGGGUCUGGGUGUUUCCUGAGGGAACGAGAAACCACAACGGCUCCAUGCUGCCCUUCAAACGUGGCGCCUUCCAUCUUGCAGUGCAGGCCCAGGUUCCCAUUGUCCCCAUAGUCAUGUCCUCCUACCAAGACUUCUACUGCAAGAAGGAGCGCCGCUUCACCUCGGGACAAUGUCAGGUGCGGGUGCUGCCCCCAGUGCCCACAGAAGGGCUGACACCAGAUGACGUCCCAGCUCUGGCUGACAGAGUCCGGCACUCCAUGCUCACUGUUUUCCGGGAAAUCUCCACCGAUGGCCGGGGUGGUGGUGACUAUCUGAAGAAGCCUGGCGGGGGUGGGUGAACCCUGGCUCUGAGCUCUCCUCCCAUCUGUCCCCACCUUCUUCCCCACACCUACCCACCCAGUGGGCCCUGAAGCAGGGCCAAACCUUCUUCCCUGUCUCCCCUCUCCCCACUUAUUCUUCUCUUUGGAAUCUUCAACUUCUGAAGUGAAUGUGGAUACAGCGCCACUCCUGCCCCCUCUUGGCCCCAUCCAUGGACUCCUGCCUCCAUGCAGUCUCCACUCUUGACCCCCACCUCCUACUGUCUUGUCUGUGGGACAGUUGCCUCCCCCUCAUCUCCAGUGACUCAGCCUAUACAAGGGUGGGGAACAUUCCAUCCCCAGUGGAGUCUCUUCCUGUGUGGUCUUCUCUCCCCCUCUACUCCACAUUGGCCAGUGGACUCAUCCAUUCUGUGGAACAAUUCUCCCCCACCCCAAAGUCCAUGGAUUCAAUGGACUUAUCCAUGUGAGGAGGACUUCUCGCCCUGUGGCUGGAAGCUGAUACCUGGAGCAGUCCUCCCAGGCUCAUCCUGGGAGCUUUCCUCAGCACCUUCACCUUCCCUCCCAGUGUAGCCUCCCAUCAGUGGGGGCUGGACCCUUCUAAUUCAGAGGUCUCACGCCUGCCCUUGCCCAGAUGCCCAGGGUUGUGUACUCUCUGGGAUACCAGUUCAGUCUCCACAUUUCUGGUUUUCUUUGUCCCCAUGGUACAGUUCUUCAGUGGACCUGACCCCACUCAGCCCCCUGCAGCCCUGCUGCACCAUUUCACCAGACACAAGGGGAAGAAGCAGACAUCAGGUGCUGCGCUCACUUCUGCCCCCUGGGGAGUUGGGGAAAGGAACAAAACCCUGGCUGGAGGGGAUCGGAGGGCUUUUAAUUUAUUUCUUUUUCUGUUGAGGCUUCCCCCUCUCUGAGCCAGUUUUCAUUUCUUCUCGGUGGCAUUAGCCAUUCCCUGCCUCUCGCUCCAGACCUGUUCCCACAACUGGGGAGGUAGGCUGGGAGCAAAAGGAGAGGGUGGGACCCAGUUUUGCGUGGUUGGUUUUUAUUAAUUAUCUGGAUAACAGCAAAAAAACUGAAAAUAAAGAGAGAGAAAGA
Chlorocebus sabaeus (green monkey) is the source of this 2550-nucleotide messenger RNA. RefSeq names its product 1-acylglycerol-3-phosphate O-acyltransferase 1 (gene AGPAT1). Gene Ontology annotation, biological process: phosphatidic acid biosynthetic process. Gene Ontology annotation, cellular component: endoplasmic reticulum; membrane. Gene Ontology annotation, molecular function: 1-acylglycerol-3-phosphate O-acyltransferase activity. Lineage: Eukaryota; Metazoa; Chordata; Mammalia; Primates; Cercopithecidae. The record is from RefSeq and is a predicted model, not a curated record.